Molecule: messenger RNA, 4923 nt
Organism: Bactrocera neohumeralis
Lineage: Eukaryota; Metazoa; Arthropoda; Insecta; Diptera; Tephritidae
Exons: 9
Coding region: 808-4680 (1290 amino acids)
Source: RefSeq, a predicted model, not a curated record
CCGCUGCGGCGCGUACGCCACUUCAAAACGACUCCACUGCGCGUUGCACUGCCAAGUAAGUGAAGAGUGUUUGCGCGUUGUUUUGUUUGCCGCCAGUGCUUUGUCGCCUUUGUCGUUAUCGCUGUCGUUGCCGUCGAGAAUCGACGUUAUCGACUCGCAAUUUUCCGCCUGCAGUUUUCCAGUUGAAUUUCCAUUUUCAAUUUUCAGUUUCGGUUUUGGUUUCGGUUUCGUUGAAUCGCUGGCGCAUUACACGCUUGAAUGCUUCGUCCGUCCAAUUGACGUGUAACGGAAUUUCGCUGUCAUAUGCUAUGUUUGCUUCACAUACGGCCACGCUGCGUUUUUGUGUCUAAUUCGUGCGCGCAGUGCGUUUAGUAGAUGUCGUCGAACUGUGCGCGUGUGGUGAGUUGUUGUUUCGAAACGCUUCAAUUUGUUCGCGUUUAUAUGACGCUCGUGUUCUUUUAUUACUCUGCGUAAAUAAACUGUGUAUCCGGCUGAAUAUACUUGCAGAUAAAACGUGUGAUUUACGGCUAUAAUUUUGGUUUGAUUUUUAAACUCGAAAUAUUUGCGAAAUGCAUUCAUCGAUUUGUAUAUAUUCGGAUGUGCGUGCUGAGGUGACAGCCUAACACAAUUGAUUGUUUAACUAAGUGACAUACAAAAAUAUAUACCUACAUAUAUGUAAAGUGCCGCCCACAUACGCUCGCCCCUUGGAGUGCAAACACUUCACACAGCGCAACAGCGGGGACACACGGUGGCGACAAAGCGGACGACGCGGCAUAGCGGAGCGACAGUUGGUGGUGAAAACGUGUCAUGCAUUGGCUCGAUGGCAGCAUUUCGCUGGAUGAAAAUUUAAUUAGUGGACGCGUCAGCGGCGGCAGUAACGGUGAAAAUAGCGACAGCAAUCAAAGUAAAACAUCAUUGAAAGCAAAACGAAGACGCCUCGCUCAUUACAAGCUCAGCAGCAGAUUGGAUCGAAAGUCAUCACGUGGCAUGAUCUAUGAGAAUGAGGAACUGAGGCUGCGUACCAUCAAUAUAAAUGCUGAGGUCGAAAGAGGGCAAUCGGACAUCAAACGUUUGCGUAGAGAGAAUGAGCAGUUGCGCCGCGAGAUUUGGACGCUACGCGAUGAGUGCGAUCGCUUGAAUAAGCGCUUCAAGGCGAAGCUGUUGGAUCACGAUCAUGCUUGCAACGCGCGGCAUAGCGUUUGCAGUGGCGGCGGGCGCGGUAGUGGGCACAUCUGUGACAGUAACUGCAACAGUGAUGAUUCAGAUUCCUGUGAUACCUGCAAAGGCAACGAUGACCAAUGCAGUGAUGAGUGCUGCACGGGCGGCAGCUGUCCACAGCUGGCGACAAAGCAGCCGAUUAUUGAGUUCGCGCCUGAUACGCCCACCACAACGACAGCAACGCGCUCAGACAUGGCCAAUUUUGUGGUUAAAUCUGCGGGUGCUAAUUCGGAAAGUGUGCCGAAUUUACAUCAAGCAUUCGAUCAUUUGUCCGUGGUGUCGGAGGAAACGAUGAGUAAUGCCGACCAGCAUACGCAUGUGCCGCACAAUGAGUUGCUGCACAUAUAUACGUCCGACGGUGGUGGCUCGCAGAUGACAUUGCCCAGCUUAGUUGGGCCGUUGACACCGUUGACGCCCAUCGAACAGGUGGCCAAUCAGCUGAACGACCUGCAAGCGGUUGUGCCGCCCCUAUCUUAUUUCGAGAAUGUGUUGCAAGAUCAUAUGGGCUCUAAUAUAGGUAAUACGCCCAAUACGAGCUCGCCCACGUCGAAACUAAUGCGCCACACCAAUGGCUGGGACUACAAGUUGCAAUCGCCUUUCGCGCACAGAAAGAUUUCAACAGGCGCUUCGCCGCCGGCGCUGCAAAUUGCCACACCGCUUACGCAGAAUUCUACGCAACAACAACAACAACAACAGAGACUAGCACCACCCCAACUGCUAACCACCUUUGUGCCAACAAUAGUUGCGCCGCCGGCGAGUAAUGAGUCGACGGCAAGCCCCUCAAGUCACACCGUGUCAGCGCCGAGCGCGCAACAAUCGAAUGCGACUGUUAUAGAGACAGUUGCAAUUACAACGACGCCAUCGAACGCGUUACCAACGCUUAACAGUCCAAGACAUUUCUUUGCGCCACUAAAGCCACGGCUGAAAAUCAAUACAACUUUAGCUAAUAAAGCACUGACAGGUGAUGUCAAUGUGCCUGCGGAGUCCACACCAAUAUCAACGCCAACCACGUUAGCUGCGGAUGCCGAAAGCAGCGGCUGUCAUAAUUGUGAGCCGCCCGACCUUUAUGUACACAACGGCUUGGCCUCACCCUAUCAGCAUCAGGCCUUGACGGCGACGGGCGCCGACAACGCUGUGCCACCACCAAUACCACAACGCGGCAGCUCCUCCCAAGUAAGUCCACAACAUCGCGCACGCGUGCAACGCCAACAACAACAACAGCUGUUGGCGCCGCAGCAGCAAUAUUUGCAGCCACAUCAGCACACGCAUCAGCAUCAGCAGCAGCACCAGCGGCUGCCACAACAGCAACAACACCAACAGCAGUCACCACCUGCACUGUCGCAGUCAUCGUUGAUAACCAUCACAGUGACCGUGGACGAUGCUGAUGAGGUUGCCGCCGGUGUUGAUGCUGCUGCCGCUUGCGGUGAGGAUGCGGCAAUUGCCGCCGAUAUCCCGCUUAACACGCACGCUUCGACCGCGGCAUUAAUUAACACGCCACAAAGGCUGCAGGCGCCGUUUCAGGCUGUGCCGAAAUUGGCGGCGCUGCAAUCGCUCGCCGCAUUGCCGACUGUUUUCGUCGCACAGCCAAAUGCUGUAAUAACAAAAUUAAGCGAACCCAUUUAUGCUACCGCACAAAAACGCUGUAAAAAUCUUUUAAUUGCGCCGGCCGUGACCAAGCCGCUAAUGGCGGCCGCCAUUAACACCAAUAAACGCCUAACACCAACAACAUCGAAUCGUAGCAGUGCGACUGCAACGCCAGUACACUCACCGUUACUGCAGUCGACACCAACAUCGAUGUCAAAAGCAAUUCUGGUGGAUAGUCAAAGCCAGACGGAGUCUGUGAACCUGGAAACCAUACUUAAUGAUAUUCAAGCCAUAUCGGAGGAUAUCUUAGCUAUUCAACUGGACAAACGUAGAGAGAAUGACAACGUUAUCAACAAAUCGCUGGAGCAGGAAGACAAAAAUAAGAAACCGUACCGCUCAGAAAUGAAUUUAACACUACAAUAUGAUGGCGCGAAUCAAGUGGCAGUGGCCGCCAAUACAACAGCGACUGCCACACAAACAUCCUUCAGCAGCAGUGGCAAAGGCAAUAAUCGCUGCACGCGUUCACUAGAACGCGAGCAUACAGACAGCCCAUCGCCGCAUAUACCCGACGCUAUGGUGCCUUUCCCAGAUAAGCGCACUUAUAUUGGCUUUGAUCAGCUGAAUAAUGAGGCGUGCCUGGAGCUGCCACCUACGAGUGUUGCAAAUAUGCAGCGACCACCGUUGCCGCCUGUCGCUGGUGUGGCCAAGCAGACGCAGCCACCGACGCCGCCAGCGCGUGGAUUUCCAUCACCAUUAAAUAUACGCUGCGCAGGUGUAGCGCGCGCCACACCUGUAGCAAUACCACAACCGCCUACAGAUGAAACAGCUGGAGCGCAGCUUAUCAAGCCCAUGACGCUCGGUUUUGCGCCCAAUAAAAGUCAGCUGUAUGCCGCUGUGGCGAACGCGGCGGCUAAGCGUGCACAAUAUCGCGCUGCAAUGACGCAUUCGUUGGACGCGGAGUUGAAUGCGGCAGGUGCAACGGCGUUAAGCGAGACAAGUGCUGCUGAUGCUGCAAAUGAGGCACUCGCUACAGAGGUGGCGCGUCGGAAAGCGCGUCGCGUUUCAAUCGUGUGCGGUGAUUCAAGUACGCCAGACUCACCUGAUCCGCUGAACAAUACGCAAUUAGUUCGAUCUCAAGCACAAAUAAAUCUAAGCGGUAUGCAGGAUGGUGGCACAACAAAUGUCAAUACCAACAACUCCAACAUAGCGAGCGCAACGAGCCAACCAAACAAUGGUAGCUGCACAGAUUUGCAGGCCGUGCUGCUUAAUCCGGCGUUGCGUAAUCUCAAGCAAACCAGCCACAGCACUCCCAACUCACCACAUUCCGUGCGGCGCCGUAGCAACAGUAAUACGAUGAGCCCGAAUAAUGGCGUUGCUGAUCCUACACAACCGCAAUCUCUAUCGGCGAAUACGUCGCCGAAGCACGCCGCCAACGCGCACCAUCGCCACACAAAUAGCAGCUGCAGCAAUAUAGCGGUGGCGCAUCAACGUAAAUCCAGCCAAGACUCGACACGCACCAAUGCCGGUGAGGGCGCCACUGUCGAAGCGGUUACAGGGCGCUCGCGCUGUUCUCGUCGCCACUCUGAUGGCACCGUAGCGAGUAAUGCACAGCGUGUCAGCGGCACUUCCGGCCAUCACCACCAUCAUCAUCAUCAUCACCCGCAUACAUCGUCGUUGCUGAGCAAUAAUCUGCAUCACAGUCACCACUCGCAUCAGGAUAGCACUUCAUAUUCGGAGCACGGUUCGAAUAGUUCGGCAUCGUCGCGGGAGUCAUCAACUUCGUUCAGCGUGCGCUCGCAUCGGCGAAAGAUUUCCAUCAGUUCGCAUACUGGUGGUAAAAUACCAUGGUGCGGGUGCUGGGGCAACGGCUGCUUGUAGGUUAUGUUAGAAAAUUGUGUGCGCAUGCUAGGAAAUCGCAUAAUGUAUAAAUACGAAUGACGAACUGGCUGUAGUAAAUAAUUUUAGUUAAUAAAGUAUAAAUAAUUAAUUCUAUUAAAUAUUAUUGUUAGUGUAAUCGCUUUAAUUUUAUUGUAAACUAGUAAAUUAACUGUACUUUGUUACGCUUUCGGUUAGUCAAAAGGCUCUUUGAUUGUAUGUAGCUUACAAAUAUUAAACAGAAAA